Molecule: messenger RNA, 3218 nt
Organism: Melospiza melodia melodia
Lineage: Eukaryota; Metazoa; Chordata; Aves; Passeriformes; Passerellidae
Gene: P2RY13
Product: purinergic receptor P2Y13
Exons: 2
Coding region: 1486-2580 (364 amino acids)
Biological process (GO): negative regulation of adenylate cyclase activity; G protein-coupled receptor signaling pathway
Cellular component (GO): membrane
Molecular function (GO): G protein-coupled purinergic nucleotide receptor activity
Source: RefSeq, a predicted model, not a curated record
CUGGGACCUGUCCCUGCCUGCCAGGGCACUUGUGCAACCCAAUUUCCUAAGAAGUUAAAGGGCAGCUCACUUGUUGCACCUACUGCCACCCUCAGCCUUGGGGUCUGUGCAUUUCCUACAGCCCAUUGGGAUGAACCCACUCUGCCUCAAACUGUGCAUUUCUAAUAAUCCAUUGGGAUGAACCCACCUGCCUCAAACUGUGCCACCCCAGAGCGUGCUCCCCCAGCAGCCCACAGCCCCUGGGCCAGGUCAGUCCCCAUUAAUGCCCAGGGAGGGCAGUGCCACGAGCCCCACUCCCACCCAGAGCUCAUCCUGCACACAUUUUGCACCUACACGUGCAGAGAGAGUGGCAAUUAGGCAGGAGCUGCUUUCCCUGGCCAGGUGAGCCUGUCCAGACAGACACACCUGUCCCCCAGAGCCACCAGGUGUGCACAGGUACCUGCUGACAGCUGGGAACAGCAUCAGGAGCUCAAAACAGGGAAGGCACUGCCUUGGACAGCAGUGCUGGGGCACUGCAGUGGACUGUGAUGGUCACCAGUGGGGACCAGAGGGCAGGGACAGCCAGGACACACCACACUGGCGGCAGUGCUGAGCGUGACUGAAGCCCAGCCAUCCUCAGGGCUGCCUGCUCUCAGCAGCCAUUAGCACUGACACCGGCACCUACAUUAGCCAAAAUGCCCCAGGUGCUGAUGCACAAACCCCGGACACUGCUGCAGCCCAAGCUCCUUUGGAGCAAUCCCCAGGAAUGGCCUGAGCAGGAGCACUGCCCACAGCGAGCCCGGGGCCAGGCUGCCCCACCAGCAGGCAGCAAUGAGCUCACACAGACAGCUCUGCUCUCAGAGAAAUGCACCCAGUUGCAGCCCAAACCCAACACACACACCAGCAAUGCACGCAGCAGUCCCUGCCCGGGCAGAAGGGGCUGUGAGCUGCACAAGGGGGCAAUCCCUGCCUGCAUGGGCUGAACCCCAGGAACCCCCGGGAGAGGCAGAGCCAGCCCAGGCCCUGUGUCAGGGACACCAGGGGCAGGAGAGGGGGCAGGCACCACUGUCAGGAGGCUCUGAGCAGACCCUUGUAAUGCUUUGGCAAUGACUGGUGCCAUCCAGAAUACGGAAUUCACACACAAACAACACUCAGGAGCUGCGUUAGAGGGUUAUCCUGGAAAGCUGUCAGGAAAGACUCUGUGUCUGCUCAUCCUCCCAGCCCAGGGGCAGCAGGUCUGUCUGCCCCAUGCACACACAAACCCAGAAAUGUGCCUGUCCUGAGAGGCAGGCUCAGCUUUCCUAUCCCAGCUCAGGAGCAGAUGGUGUGCUUUCUCACACAGAGCAAAGGGAAGAGACAGAAGCAAUAGCAAUGUGACCAACUCAGGCGGCACUGAAAUGAGGAAGGAAACCACACACCAGCAGAAAAACGUCUCAUCUUUCUCCACAUUUCCCCACUCCCAACACUUUGCUCGAGGCUUCUGCUGGCAGAGGAGCAGCGGAUGAGAUGGGGACAGCCACAGAGGGCCCCGUGACAGCUGCUGCAGGCUUGCCCAGUCUGUUCCCAGCCAUGGGAGGCUCUGCAAACACGAGUUCUGUGGGUAACACCAGUGGAGCUCCCUCCUCUGCACCGUGCCAGCGUGACACCACCGUCACCCACCUGCUCUUCCCCGUGCUCUACACCCUCAUCUUCCUCCUGGGGCUCCUGCUGAACAGCCUGGCCUGCUGGGCCUUCUUCCACAUCCCAAGCACAUCAACCUUCAUCAUCUACUUGAAAAACAUCUUGGUUUCUGAUUUCAUCAUGACGCUGAUGCUGCCCCUGAAGAUCCUGACGGACUCCGGCCUGGCGCCGUGGCAGCUCAAGGCCUUUGUCUGCCGCUUCUCAGCCGUGAUAUUCUAUGACACCAUGUACAUCAGCAUCGUGCUGCUGGGGCUCAUUGCUUUCGACAGAUUUCUCAAGAUUGUGAGACCUUUUGGGAAGUUCUGGGUGCAAAACCUGACCUCAGCAAAGAUCCUGGCGUCUCUGGUCUGGCUCUUCUUCCUCGUCCUGUCCCUGCCCAACAUGGUCCUGUCCAACAAGGCAGCGACGCCGCAGUCCGUGAGGAAGUGUGCCUCCUUGAAGAGCCACCUCGGGCUGAAAUGGCACGAGGCUGUCAACUACGUCUGUCAGUUCAUCUUCUGGACUGUCCUCAUCCUCAUGCUGCUAUUUUAUAUAGUCAUUGCCAGAAAGGUAUAUGAGUCCUAUGUAAAAACACAGAAGAAAGGCAACAGAAGCGAAAAGCGGAUCAAGGGGAAAGUAUUCAUCAUUUUUACCGUGUUCUUCGUGUGCUUUGCCCCCUUCCACUUCAGCAGGGUGCCCUACACCGUGAGCCAGACGAGGGCCCACAUGGAGUGCCGGCUGCAGAACCGGCUGUUCGUGGCCAAGGAGAGCACGCUGUGGCUGGCAGCCACCAACGUCUGCAUGGACCCCCUCAUCUACCUGCUCCUCUGCAAGCCCUUCCUGCAGAAGGUCUUCUACAGGAGGGUGAGGGCUCUGCAGGGAGCAGCCCAGGCAAACCCAAAAACAGAGCUGGACACACGAGUAUCUCCCACUGAGUCCUGAUUCUGCAGCUGCACACUCUGCUCUGCAUCCGCAUAGAGAACUUGAAAAACAGUUUGGUUUACUUCUGCUGAAGAGCACAAAAGGGUGUUUGCCAAGCAAUACUAACACUCAAUAAAUGCAGCAAAAUGGAUUUUUUAAGUACACUCACUGCAUAGCCUUAAUGGCCAAAAGGCUCUUGCUCAAACUGCCUAACACAAUCCACAGGUUAAUUCUCUCUCCUUUAAACUAAACCAACUCACUUGCUAACACCUGAGCAGCUUACUGACUCUGGCUGCUCUGAAGGGCAACCCAGCUUUAUUUGGGAGUGAACCCCAGAGCUGGUGACCAUGUAUGUCAGUAAUUCCUACCCUGAGCGUCAGCUUGGCUGCACACCAAGAGCAGGCAAGGGGAGGAACAGAGGCAGGGACUCGGUCCCUUCCCAGCCCGCCUCGCCUCUCUCACACGUGUAAUUACUUUGCUGCCACGCACAAUGUUUCACCACCCUUCCUUCUGCUCCCAGCAGCAGCACCUGGUGGAGGGCAGUGCUGGCAGUGCCCCAGUUCAGUACCCCAAUUUCCCAGGGCAGUACCCCAGUUCAGUACCCCAGUUCAGCACCCCAAUUUCCCAGGACAAUGCUGGCAGUACCCCAGUUCAGCACC